Leptomonas pyrrhocoris is the source of this 1786-nucleotide messenger RNA. RefSeq lists its product as hypothetical. The transcript has a single exon. NCBI's taxonomy places the organism in Eukaryota, Euglenozoa, Kinetoplastea, Trypanosomatida, Trypanosomatidae. The coding region runs from base 50 to 1786 and encodes 578 amino acids. The record is from RefSeq and is a predicted model, not a curated record.
AGCCGAUCCGUCGCCACACACGCAUACACUUAGUUAAAUACAUGCACUGAUGUCAUCCGCCUCCGUUUCGUAUGAAGCGCCGCUUCUCACGUACUCGCUGCUGCUGCCUUCUUUAAGCGCAGAUGCCAGCGCACCAGUCAACCAAUCGGAGCAGGCUGGCGCAGGUCGACUGUACUUUUUAGCCGCUGAAGCACAGGAGCCGUACGACGCACCACAGCUGGCUCUACCUCGCGUCGUUGGUGCUAUCCGGAAUGUCAUCGCACGGACCGAGGGACGAGAAUGCGCGCUGCACCGCAUGCGUCUUGUGCCAUCGGCCUCCAGGGAGGUAGCGGAAGGUCAAACCGUCUUGUACGCAGAGCGAGCGCAUCUGGCGUCCGCCACCGAGCCUUCCGCGGAGCGCAAUGAAGGCGGGGCGAUUCUGACGUCGUGUCAGCAGGUGUACGAAGCACCAAUGCUGCCCCAUCAGUGCUUCAAGGCGGCCACCACGGCACCGUUAUGCAUUUUCCAGGACCUGUGCGGACGCAACGUGGCCGACGGCGCCUUCUGGCUGUUUUUGCGCGAGAUGCUGCAACACGGCACGCAGGAGCGCACACGCGACGCCGCGGUAACCAGCGUGCGAGGUCGCGUGCUCUCCGCCUACGAGGGCGUUGAUAGCGAGGCAUUUUGCGUGGAUGUUUUUGCCGCCGCUGACGCUGAUAAACCGUCCGGCGAAAGGCCCGGCAGGAUCAGGACGGUGGACAGCAGCGCCGCCGUUGACGACGUCAUCUUGCGUCUCCAGAACACGUUACGGCAGGUCGAGGAGUGCCACGGCAGUUCACUUCUCGUAGUGGAGGUGACGUGGGGGAUGCGUCGGCCACUUCUACCUCAGUCGCCUCCACGUUCGGCACCAUCCUCUCUUCAGAAAACGGAUCAAAAGACGUGCAUCGUGUGGCUGCGCAAUGCACCGGAUGGCGAUAGCAAAGACGGCGUGUACGCGGAGGCGGCGCUGGAGAUGCUGCUGGAUGAACUCACCCUAGCUGCGGCCGGCACACGGUCUCCGCAGGAAGCAACAGCUGUGCUAGAGGAGCCUGGCGUGAAGUGGUUCUUCGACUCGUGUUGCCUCACGCGGGAACUGGGUGGUCUUCUACGUACUCAUUUUCUAGAGUUGUGCAAGGGGGAGCAGCCGCUGUUUCAUUGGUUGGUGUGUGCCCCACCGUCGUUUACGAGCCAUCUUGGCAGCUCCGUCACCCGACACACAUUUGCCGCUUCCGCAGACGGCGCGGUCGCGGACUUCUGGUGCGUAAUGGAGGAGCUCGAGCACUGGCGGGAGGUCGUGGCGGCGGCAGCAGCGUCGUCGAGCAACGCCGCGCCCCUCGUGCCCACCUACGAGCCGGCCACGCGGAAAUCGUCCGAUCGGACGCGUGCGUUGUUGAGCUUCAGCGCCUCUCUUCGCGAAAACGCUCGUGUGGCGCGUGAACGGCGUACCAUUCGCCAGAGCGGGCAUCAGGUCCUGUCUGCCUCGCUCAACGGGUCGGUUCUGUGGCGUCAGCGGUGCAAGUUGAACGUACCGAAGCUGUACGGGUUUGGGGAGAGCGUGCGGCUGCGGGGGAGCCCCGGUGCGCCGUCGCUGGAGUCGUCCCUCAUGUGCUCUGGGGUGUACCGCCAUACCACCCGCAGCCCCAGCAAUUUCAUUAGCGGCACCUCGCUGCUGGACGCGGAGGAGGCGAUGGGGCACACCGCACGCCUCGCCGCACGCCCUGUAAAGCGGAUCCCCCAGUCCACAUCCAAAACGCCUAGCGGGGACUAG